Messenger RNA from Hibiscus syriacus, 1231 nucleotides. Its product is annotated as 60S acidic ribosomal protein P0-like. The transcript is spliced from 5 exons. The coding region runs from base 185 to 1150 and encodes 321 amino acids. Lineage: Eukaryota; Viridiplantae; Streptophyta; Magnoliopsida; Malvales; Malvaceae. Gene Ontology annotation, biological process: ribosomal large subunit assembly; ribosome biogenesis; cytoplasmic translation. Gene Ontology annotation, cellular component: cytosolic large ribosomal subunit. Gene Ontology annotation, molecular function: large ribosomal subunit rRNA binding; structural constituent of ribosome. The record is from RefSeq and is a predicted model, not a curated record.
UAACCCUUGACUUCAUCCUUACCAGCCACCAGUUUUUUUUUUCAUCAACAAUUCUCAAAUCCAGUCAGAGGUUAAAGAGACGGCGUUGAUUGCCUGCCCGCCUUGACCGACCGUCCGGCAUCGUCUUGGCCCUCGAUUUUGCUCUAUUACACGUUGUUUGUUCGUUACUAACCCUUUGUAGAAAAUGGCAGUGAAACCCACCAAGGCCGAAAAGAAAGUCGCCUACGAUUCAAAGCUAUGCCAACUCUUAGACGAGUACACCCAGAUCUUAAUCGCCGCCGCCGACAACGUGGGUUCUAACCAGCUCCAGAACAUCCGCAAGGGUCUCCGAGGUGACUCAAUUGUUCUCAUGGGUAAGAAUACUAUGAUGAAAAGGUCGAUUAGGAUGCAUUCUGAGAAGACCGGGAACCAGGCUUUUCUUAACCUCAUCCCUUUGCUCCAGGGAAAUGUUGGUUUGAUCUUUACCAAGGGCGACUUGAAGGAAGUCAGUGAGGAAGUUGCCAAGUACAAGGUUGGUGCUCCUGCUCGUGUUGGUCUGGUUGCACCCAUUGAUGUGGUUGUUCCACCAGGCAACACUGGGCUUGACCCAUCACAGACCUCUUUCUUCCAGGUGCUCAACAUUCCGACCAAGAUUAACAAGGGUACUGUUGAAAUCAUCACUCCUGUGGAGCUUAUCAAGAAGGGUGAGAAGGUUGGCUCUUCUGAAGCAGCUCUUCUUGCCAAGCUUGGAAUUAGGCCCUUCUCAUAUGGUCUCAUUGUCCUAUCUGUUUAUGACAAUGGCUCUGUCUUUAGCCCUGAGGUCUUGGAUCUCACUGAGGAAGACCUGAUUGAGAAAUUUGCUACUGGUGUCUCCAUGGUUACUGCUCUGUCUCUUGCCAUCUCGUACCCAACUCUUGCUGCUGCACCACAUAUGUUCAUCAACGCAUACAAGAACGUCUUGUCUCUUGCAGUUGCAACGGAGUAUUCUUUCCCUCAGGCUGAUAAAGUGAAGGAAUACCUGGCGGAUCCAAGUAAGUUUGCAGUUACGGCUGCCCCUGUUGCUGCUGCUGCUGCUGGUGCAGCUCCAGCCGCUGCUGCUGCGGUGGAGGACAAGAAACCAGAACCUGAAGAAGAGUCGGAUGAUGAUAUGGGAUUUAGUCUCUUCGACUAAGGUUGGAUUACUUGUCAUAGUUUGUUCGGUAAGACUUAUUUGGUUACAAUAGUCUGCUUGGAUUAUUUCUCUUGUUUCUUU